AUGGUGAGCGGUAUCAGAUAUUCUGUUGUGUAUUACAAAGCGCGAGAGCUUAUUAGAAACUCUUGGCCACUUCGGGGAAGAACAGAGAAGGCUGCCCGUAUGUCUACUCCCACCACCGGUGGUGUGAAGAACCUCUAUUGUUACCGCCCUGGUACUGUUACUCUUCGUGAAAUCCGGAAGUAUCAGAAGAGUAACGAGCUCCUGAAUAGGAAGCUUCCCUUUCAGAGGCUUGUUCAUGAAAUUGCCCAGGACUUCAAGACUAAUCUGCGUUUCCAGAGCCAUGUUGUCUUGGUUGUUCAGGAGGCGGCUGAGGCCUACCAGGUAGGUCUGUUUGAGGACACCAAUGCCAUCCAUGCCAAGUGGGUUACCAUCAUGCCGAAGGAUAUUCAGUUGACUAGGAGGAUCUGCGCCGGAGGUGGCUCACAGCCCAGGCCUAGCCUACGGUCUUUGGCUAGCUACCAUCCCUGGCAACUAUCUUCUGCCAUUGCCCCAUGCCCCAUUGUCACCUGUCACAGUCACUCACCACCGUCUCCAACCACCCACCACUACUUGCUAGUCUUAGCCACCGUUCUCUUCAAGCCAGCAGACGAGUUAGUCAACCCGGUGUCACCUAGCCAAGUUCAGCAAAUCAAUUCGUCGAAUUCUGUAGUUAAAAAUAAGUAA
Messenger RNA from Corylus avellana, 663 nucleotides. NCBI's taxonomy places the organism in Eukaryota, Viridiplantae, Streptophyta, Magnoliopsida, Fagales, Betulaceae. The record is from RefSeq and is a predicted model, not a curated record.